Molecule: messenger RNA, 1053 nt
Organism: Ramularia collo-cygni
Lineage: Eukaryota; Fungi; Ascomycota; Dothideomycetes; Mycosphaerellales; Mycosphaerellaceae
Product: related to pectate lyase 1
Exons: 4
Coding region: 1-1053 (350 amino acids)
Molecular function (GO): pectate lyase activity
Source: RefSeq, a predicted model, not a curated record
AUGAAGAUUUCGAAAUUGUUGGCACUCUCGCCUUUGGCAUCUCUUGUCGUUGCAGGGCCAGCAUGGUACGAUUGGUCUCGCUCCAGUCGUACUAUACAGUCUACGGGAUUAGUAGGCUAUGCUUUCGACAACCCAAUUGGACCCACGACAGGAGGCUCCAGCGGCAAGACAAUCACUGUCACAUCAGACGACGCUUUAGUAGCGGAACUCAGCGACAGAAGUAGCCCAAAGACUAUCCUCCUGGACGGCACAUUCCAUCCUACUGCUCGACUACGCAUUGGCUCGAAUGUCAGUCUCAUUGGAAAGGGCAACGGAGCGAAUAUCAUUGGCCAAGGCAUCAAUGUUAACAAUGUUGCGAAUGUGAUUAUUCGGAAUAUUGGAAUUCGAUUCGUUGUGGAUAAUGAUGGAAUGACGAUUCAGAACUCCACGAGGGUUUGGGUUGAUCAUUGUGAAUUUGAGAGCGAGUUGAGCGUUGAGCUUGGACCUAAUUAUUAUGAUGGUCAACUCGAUAUCGUUCGUGCCUCGGACUGGAUCACGAUCUCUUACAAUUACUUCCACGAUCACUGGAAAUCCUCAUUAAUCGGCAACUCCGACACUUUACGCAACGUAGACGAAGGAACCCUUCACGUCACAUAUCACCACAAUUUCUGGUCCAAUAUCGGAACUCGGGGACCUGCUGGUCGCUUUGGACAUCAACAUAUCUAUAAUAACCUCUAUGAGAAUUUCCUUUACCAGGCUAUUCAUUCGAGAUCGGAUAAUCAAGUCUUGGUGGAAGGGAAUGUCUUCAAAGGUAACACCAGGACGGCUCUGACUACUUAUGGCUUGGUUAUUCCUGAGGAUAGUCCUAAUACUUGUGUUUGUGGGGAUGAGGAACUUGAUGGAUUUGCUAAUUUGGGAGCUGAGAAUGACUUUGGCGGUGCGGAUGUCAACAUUACUCAAGUUGGCAACUUUACGGAUCCUGGGUAUGAGUAUACUUUGGAACCACUCAAGAGUGUUGAGAAGACUAUUAGGAGCAACGUUGGAUUGGGAAAAGUUGACGUGGACGAUUGUUGA